Messenger RNA from Funneliformis caledonium, 954 nucleotides. NCBI's taxonomy places the organism in Eukaryota, Fungi, Glomeromycota, Glomeromycetes, Glomerales, Glomeraceae. The record is from the annotation of a GenBank genome assembly.
AUGUCAUUUCUUGCCCCAGCAAAUUUGGUUCCCGGAGAAACACAAACAACAAAAGUUGCACAAAAUGGACUUGCCUCUCAUGCAACGUUUACCGUUAAAGCUGGACUGGCUCAAAAUUUAAAGGGAGGAGUUAUAAUGGACGUAAUUGACGCAAAACAAGCUCGAAUCGCUGAGGAAGCCGGUGCUUGUGCUGUCAUGGCAUUAGAACGUGUACCCGCUGAUAUCAGAAAACAAGGUGGUGUUGCUCGAAUGUCAGAUCCAAAGAUGAUUAAAGAAAUUAAAGAAGCUGUCACGAUUCCAGUGAUGGCUAAAGUAAGAAUUGGUCAUUUUGUUGAAGCUCAGAUUUUGGAGUCCAUUGGUAUAGACUAUAUUGAUGAAUCUGAAGUGCUUACACCAGCUGAUGAUGAAAAUCACAUAAAUAAGCAUAAUUAUAAAGUUCCUUUUGUGUGUGGCGCAAAGAAUUUAGGCGAGGCACUUCGACGUAUUGCUGAGGGAGCUGCAAUGGUACGAACUAAAGGUGAAGCCGGCACGGGAAAUGUGGUGGAAGCCGUACGUCACAUGAGGACCAUUACCCGUGAGAUUCGAAGAGCCUCUUCAAUGAGCGAAGAUGAACUGUUUUCUUAUGCCAAAGAAUUACAAGCGCCAUAUAAUUUGUUGAAAGAAACUGCUAAACUUAAAAGACUUCCUGUUGUAAAUUUUUCCGCGGGUGGUGUGGCAACACCAGCAGAUGCCGCUCUGAUGAUGCAGCUUGGAUGCGAUGGAGUUUUUGUUGGUUCUGGUAUAUUUAAAUCCGGUGAUCCUGCCAAAAGAGCUAAAGCUAUUGUUCAGGCUGUUACCCACUACAAUGAUCCUAAAAUUUUGGCAGAAGUAUCAGAAGAUCUCGGUGAAGCAAUGGUUGGUAUUAAUAUUGAUACAUUAUCCAAUGAUCAGCUUUUAUCCAAGAGAGGAUGGUAA